CGCAGUGGAUAGUACUCAGAUUUGUUAGAAAUUGUGUAUUUUGCAUCAUUGAGGAUGAUUGUCAUCCAGAACGUGGGGCCCAGCUCCCCUGCGAGGAUCAGGAGACAGUGGGUGAGAAGGAUUCAGUGGGGUGUCCUCUUUGGGCUGAUGGUCCUCAUUUAUGGCUCUCACGCACCGCUCAUCACUCUCACCAAGGUGGAUGGUCAAAUCCCUUUCAACCCCUCGUCAUGUGUUGUCAUGAUCGAGUUAGCCAAACUCCUGAUUUCUCUGGCGACUCUCGUUCUAACUGGAGGCACCUCCGCCUUACUUGCCCCUCCAUCUCUUGUCCUUGUGGCCCCCUAUGCUGUCCCUGCCAUACUGUACGCCCUCAACAACAACCUGGUGGUUUUCAUGCAGGCCUACAUGGACCCAAGUUCAUACCAAGUCCUGUCUAACUUAAAAAUUGCCUCCACUGCUCUGCUGUACUCCCUCUGCCUGGGCAAGAGGCUCCGGCCUGCUCAGUGGUUCGCUCUGGGACUUCUUAUGUGUGCAGGCGUGUGCCACACCUACAGCAGCCUGGAUCUAGGAGACCCUGAGAGGGCUGAAGCCGAGGAAGGUCCCAGGCUUUAUAUCACAGCAUGGGGUCUUUUCCUUGUGCUGGUGUACUGCUUUGUUUCAGGCCUGGCAGCGGUGUACACAGAGAGGGUGCUGAAGAGCCAGAAGCUACCCCUCAGCUUGCAGAAUCUCUACCUCUAUGUGUUUGGCGUGGCCAUCAAUGGACUCUCCUCCUUCUCCUCUGCAGGGAGUGAAAAGAGCUUUCUGGAGGGAUACUCUGGGGUGGUUUGGCUCAUUAUCGCCGGGCAGGCAGCUAACGGACUCCUGAUGUCCGUGGUGCUCAAACAUGGCAGCGGGAUCACCAGACUGUUUGUCAUUUCCUGCUCCAUGCUGGUUAAUGCUCUCAUGUCUUGGGCCAUCUUAGGGCUGCAGCUCACACCUUUUUUCCUCCUUCCCGUUUCCAUGAUUGGACUGGCAGCUUACCUUUAUUACAGAUAACAGGGUCUCCAACAAACAAACCACACAGCCCACAGAAGCCCAAAAAUAACUCGACUCAUUACAGUCCACCGACAGUACAACCUCUGUGAUCUAGUUUUAAAGUUUCAGAUGUGAUUAUUUUUCUUCUGCCUUUCUGUUUAUCUGCCUUCUCACUUUGACAUCCAGAACUCAACACAUGUAUUUUCAUUGGUAACUAAUAAUGUCAGCUGAUGCCAAAUGUGUCAAUUUAAAACCAGUUGCCAAAACAAAUGUUGUCAAUGAAUGUUCAUGCAAACCACAGAUAUUGACAUUCUGUGAUUCUUUAUGCUUAAUUAUAUGUUGUUGACAUCACUGCGCUAAAAGUCUGGUUGGGUUUAGGCACAAAAACCAUGUUGUUAGGAAUAGAUCGUGUUUUAGCUCAACAGGUUCACAAACAGAAAAUAUACCAGAUUUUCAGCGGCAGUUUUGUUGCCACUAAAAGUACCAUCCCACAUGAAACUGAUUGUUGAUAUGAUAGCUUAGCUUGGUAUGAAGCGUACAAAUUUAACAGGUCCAUGGUUUGCAUUAAUGUACAAUGGCAACAUUUUAUUCUGGCGAUUGAGCUGCAUAAUUUACAUCACUUAUUUAGUUUGACUUAUAGUUCUGUUACACUGUUGCAAGUAAAUUGAAAUAAAAAUGCAGGUCUGGAUUAUGAUAUCUUCAGGGGAACAUUCCUGAAGAAUGCUGCUAUUGUCAUCUUUUGUUUUGAAUUUUCUGCCAAGAACAAUGUCAAAGAUAAUAUCAGAGUGUUAUACAAGUGUGUUAAUGGAAACCAAUAAACUGUCAAAAACG
This is a messenger RNA of Acanthopagrus latus (yellowfin seabream), 1842 nucleotides long. It is a transcript of the gene slc35a4, whose product is annotated as solute carrier family 35 member A4. Gene Ontology annotation, biological process: pyrimidine nucleotide-sugar transmembrane transport. Gene Ontology annotation, cellular component: Golgi membrane. Lineage: Eukaryota; Metazoa; Chordata; Actinopteri; Spariformes; Sparidae. Gene Ontology annotation, molecular function: pyrimidine nucleotide-sugar transmembrane transporter activity. The record is from RefSeq and is a predicted model, not a curated record. The transcript has a single exon. Bases 55 to 1032 code for a protein of 325 amino acids.